Molecule: messenger RNA, 1443 nt
Organism: Neoarthrinium moseri
Lineage: Eukaryota; Fungi; Ascomycota; Sordariomycetes; Amphisphaeriales; Apiosporaceae
Exons: 4
Coding region: 1-1443 (480 amino acids)
Biological process (GO): transmembrane transport
Cellular component (GO): membrane
Molecular function (GO): transmembrane transporter activity
Source: RefSeq, a predicted model, not a curated record
AUGGGGGGUAUGCAGCCUGGCAAGGAUCUCGAAAAGGUGCCCAAUCCCAGGAAAGGCUCGGUGUCAUCUGAAACCAACACAGUUGAUGUGCAAGUUCAACGGCGCUUGCUGCGAAAGCUUGAUCGACAUGUAUAUCCUAUACUGUUCGUUAUCCAUAUGAUGUCAUUUCUGGACCGAGUCAAUAUCAGCAAUGCGAGAAUCCAGGGUCUGACCGCUGAUCUGGAGCUCGAGGGGAACCGGUUCAACAUUGCGCUGUUUGUACCCAGCAACAUGAUCAUCCGCCAUGUUAGGCCGUGCUGGUACCUGCCAGGUCUAAUGUUCUCCUGGGGCAUCAUCAACAUGAGCAUGGGUUUCGUCCAUACCUAUGGAGGGCUGGCCGUGCUGAGAUUCUUUCUCGGUGCUGCGGAAGCAGGAGUUUUUCCCGGUAUCAUUUACCUGACGUCCAUGUAUUACAAGAGACACGAAUUUCAGAUACGCAUGAGCUUUCUGUUCUGCUCCACGCAAGUUGCGGGUGCUUUUGGAGGGCUUCUCGCCUAUGCCAUCGCUCAUCUAGACGGGUCGCUGGGAUACAGAGCUUGGCGCUGGAUAUUCAUCAUCGAAGGAGCAGCCACCGCCGUUGUCGCCGUCAUAGCCGUAUUCUUGGUAGUCGAUUGGCCCGAGGACUGUCGCUUCUUGACCAAGGCCGAGAAGGACCUCCUCAAACACCGACUCGCCAGCGACGGCACGGACUGCGCUCGCAUGGACACGCUGAACAAGCAGGCCUGCAAGCGCAUCUUCUCCGACGCCAAGAUCUGGCUGGCCUCGUUCAUCUACAUGGGCGUCGGCGUUCCGGGUUAUUCCACCACCUUCUUUAUGCCCACGAUUCUGCUGGAGUUCGGCUACAAGGCCGAGCAGGCACAAGCCCGUACCAUUCCCGUCUAUGUCGUUUCAGCCGCCGGCAUGCUCAUCACCGGGUUCCUUUCCGAUCGAUACAAGCAUCGCUACAGUUUCAUCGUGGCUGGGUGCUUCAUCGCAACCAUUGGCUUCGGCAUACUGCUGAAUCAGGGUACCCUCUCUCGGGAUGCAAAAUUCGCUGCCAUCUUCCUCGUCUCACUGGGCGGGCACAUCGGCAACCCCAUGGCCCUGGCAUGGCUCUCUAAUAAUGUCUCGGGACACUGGAAGAGAGCUUUCAGCUCCGCAUUUCAGGUCACUCUCGGCAACAUCGCCGGCAUCAUCGCCGCCAACAUUUUCCUCAGCGACGAGUCUCCUGCCUACCCCACGGGAUACGGCACAGCAUUUGCGAUGCUCUGGGUCGCUGGCCUCUCUGCCACGGCCAUGUUCGGGUUCAUGCUGGUAGAAAAUCGGAGGCGUGAUGCCGGCAAGCGUGACUACCGGCUGUCGCAACCGGAGGAAGAGAUCAAGAACAUCGGUGACAAUCACCCUUCAUUCCGGUUCACGCUUUAA